Messenger RNA from Alternaria novae-zelandiae, 1509 nucleotides. RefSeq lists its product as uncharacterized. The transcript is spliced from 6 exons. NCBI's taxonomy places the organism in Eukaryota, Fungi, Ascomycota, Dothideomycetes, Pleosporales, Pleosporaceae. Bases 1 to 1509 code for a protein of 502 amino acids. The record is from RefSeq and is a predicted model, not a curated record.
AUGCGCAUGAACGAAAUGCUUCCACUCGCACUGCAGACGUCUUAUAUCAGUCGUGCGCAAUAUCCAGUGAAUCUGAUCUCCAGCGAGACUACGACGUACAAAGACAAGCUACAAUCCUACAGGAAACGUCUAGACGAUGCUGAAGCAGAUCUGUGCUUGGUAGACGAGGAAGACGAAGUGGACACAAUCUUCGAGGUGCCCAUAAUUGACAUGUCUACUGAUGACGGCCAAGUCAGGCAGAAACGAAACAUCCACACUCCUUCAAAGCUCACUGAGUGGCUGGGUGUAACAGCCACCGAAGUUCUCAACAAGCCGAAUGUGCAACACGUUCGUGCCGCGAAACGAGACCCGAAAUGCCGCUUCAUAUACGUCUAUGGCGAGAACUCCCGUGAUAAACUGAAGAUCACUCGCGCCAGUUUAGUACAGAUCUUGACGUACCAUCAGGUGAUGCCUGUGUAUUUGGAUUUCAUGCUCAUUUUCGGCGCCCAGAUCAACGCAAAAGACCCUAGGUUCUUCGGGUUUCGCGAACAGAUACGGUUGAAGAACCCCCGAAACGAUCACAUUGCCCCAAAACUAGGGCGAAGCGGGAAGAUGUUUCAACUCUGCUUCAAUCUCAAAGGUGUUGGUCUAUUGACAAACAAUAGCGGCGAUGACGCAGAUCCCAGUGACGGGUCUAUCCGAACCGUAUCAAUAUACCAUCGGUUCGACGUAGAGCAUGGAACGACUCUUUGGAUCGUGACCAAAGGUGGUCGAGAUUUGUUGGAUCGAUACAAAGAGAUUACGGCCCCAGAUGCGCCGGAAGAUGCCAGGUGCUUUUCUGAUGCCGCGGCAUGCUUUCGCGCAAGUCUCUCUGUUCAUCUGAUGUUCUGUCACUGGUCGACAGAAGAUUGGCGAGGUUACAUAAGCUGGCUCGAAGAUCACUUGGACUACCGGAGCGAUCUGGCAUACCACUAUAGCCAAGUGGAGUCAACUUACGAGCUAGGUGGCAUUGCAGAUCUGCAAUACUGGCGGGAUAACGCCAACCAAGCGGUUCUUUUACUUAAUGCCAACAUCGAGAUUCUCAACUCACUGCGCAAGUUCUACGUCAACCUCACAAAUCGAGCGGACUUUCCAACAUCACUGAAGACUGACUGUGAGCAUGACCUGGACGUGUUUCUGUCACAGCUCGACGAAAUCAUGAAAGAUCUCCAGAGGCAACUGGAAAGAGCGAGACUGAUCAUCAACAUCGUCAACGACAGAAAGGAAUUGGUACUGCAACAUUUGCAGGCGCAGACCGAGCAGCUCAACAGAAAUAUGGGAAGAGAGGCCGCUGUAAUGCGCAUCAUUACCAUCGUGACCCUACUAUACCUCCCGUCAACGUUUGUUUCAACAUUCUUCAGCAGUGACGUAGUAAAGUAUCAAAAUCGAGAUGCGAACGGCGCGGGUGACUAUACGGAGAGCUUUUCCUCACUGGCUCUCAAGAGGAGAGUCUUCAAGAAGUACCUCGAUGGAGACUGUCUGUACAGUUAG